AUGCUAUCAACUGCAACACAUGUUCCAACUUUUCAAAUUAAUAAAAGCGAGAUUCAAAAUCUUAUACAAUUUAUUUAUAAAUAUGAACAAAUUUUAAAAGAAUUUGGUGCACUCAAGAUUCAACUACAUGUUGAUUGUAAAUUAGCUUUGAAGAAACGACCGAAAAAUUUAUUGAUAUCGACAAUUACGAAACAAGUUUCAAAAGAGAAUAAAGAUGAUCUUGUUUACUCUGUACAACAAACUGAUCGUUCUAAUGAAUCCAUUAAACAACGUGCAAUUAUAAAAGAUGAGACUGAUUUUUGGUUUAAAUUACGAUUGUCCAAAAAUUAUAGACAAUUGAAUAUUUCAAUAGUUCCUAAUAAAAGUUUCUUUACUGAAAAAAAAUCUCACGAGUAUUUUGAUAUUCAUCGUAUACCAAAGCAAUCACUUCUUAGAAUAGGUGAGAAAAAAGUAAUUAGCCAAUGUGUUCCACAUGUGAAAAGAGCAAAUUCACCAGGCGCAAUUUUUCCUUUGAGUUGUGCUAAACAACAUCUUUCUUCAAUUGAUUAUCAUCAUGAAGGUGGUAAUCAUCAAUGGUAUGUUAUUCCUGCGUAUGAACGAAAAGCUUUAGAAACACUUAUUAAGAAAGAAAACUUGUCAGUUUGUUUUGAUCAUGGUAAUAUAUUUAUUGAUCCGUUACUAUUGGAUAAAAAUCAUAUUCGUUAUCAUCGAAUUCUUCAAUGUCCAAAUGAGUUUGUAGUCCUAUCAGCUGGAACUCUCGCACAAAGUUUUACUGAAGAUACUAGUUGGAGCGAGUCAAUCGAUUUUGCAUUACCUAGUUGGAUUGAAGAAGGUCAUGCAAAUGCUUCUGAUUUAUCUUGUGGAUGUGAUACAUCUGAAACUUCGUUAUCAGAAACAAUUGAUGUGAAUUUAUUUCAACCUGAAUUAAUACAAAAAUACAUCAUUUCCUGUCUUUACAAUUUCACUGCUGAAGAAUCAAUCUCAUUGACAGGUUUAUUUAGUUAUUUCUAA
Messenger RNA from Adineta steineri, 1011 nucleotides. The record is from the annotation of a GenBank genome assembly. Lineage: Eukaryota; Metazoa; Rotifera; Eurotatoria; Adinetida; Adinetidae.